Molecule: messenger RNA, 1062 nt
Organism: Hirsutella rhossiliensis
Lineage: Eukaryota; Fungi; Ascomycota; Sordariomycetes; Hypocreales; Ophiocordycipitaceae
Exons: 5
Coding region: 1-1062 (353 amino acids)
Molecular function (GO): protein dimerization activity
Source: RefSeq, a predicted model, not a curated record
AUGGAAGGGGAACACUCGGGAGAGAACAUGGCCGAUGUCCUGCUACAGGUCAUCAAAGAUUAUAAGAUUACGGACCGGGCUUUCCUGAUCGGAAAGGACGCCAAAAAGAUCUGCAAAGAUCUAGACGCUGCAUACAAAGAAGGCGACAUGACGCGAAUCCGGGAGCUCUGGCGGAAGCGCGGCGCCAUCGGCAGGCUUCAUAAUAUCAUCAGAUAUAUUCGAGCCAGUCCUCAGCGCCGUCAGUUUUUCAGAUCAAUUGCCUGUGGGGGAGCACUGUCGGAGUUCGAUGGCUUAGAGCUUAUCCAGAGCCAGCAAACGCGCUGGAACUCAUACUUCAUGUCAAUCGGCAGAGCUCUCAAUAAAAGUCUCGCUGAAGACCGCCUGUCUGAGCAGCAGUGGAACGAGCUUGCACACCUUCAUGAUCAGCUGGAGACGUUCUACGACGGAACCCUGUCGACGGAAGGCAGGCAUUCAACGCUAGCAGAUCACUUUCAGACGCUCGACUGGUUGCUAAAUGAGAUCCAGCAGGCCAAGAUUAAAUUCGAGGAACUUCACAGGGCGGCUGUUCGAAGGAAGACCAGUCGUGGAGCUGCCGCUGCUGAAGCCGACAACUUUGCGUUUCUUGCCGCUUCGGCAGAAGCUUCCUGGCGUAAGGCCGAGCAGUAUUUCAAUAAAGUGGACGAGACACCGGCAUAUUAUACCGCCAUUUCGCUGAAUCCGACUCUCAAAAACCUGCCCGCCAUCGACCUUCUCGAUCAGUUCCUGGAGACAGAUGUUAUCCGGCUUGGUGAGGAGGAAAGCUUUGACGUUAUCAAGUAUUGGAACGAUCGCUAUCAUACACAACCUGAUCUAGCACGCAUGGCACUAGAUGUUCUAUCUGUUCCACCAAUGUCGGAUGAAUGCGAGCGGUUAUUCAGCAGCGCUAAGAUCCUGCUUUCUGACCGGAGGUCGAGGCUUAAGAUCGACAUCAUUGAAGCUAGCGAGUGCCUCCGGUCCUGGUACGGCCCACCUGCACGAAAUACUUUUGAGGAUAUCAACAUCGGGAGACUAGAAGGAGUCUGA